CGCAAUCCCCGAUCUCGAUUCCAGCAUCUUGACACCACGAGGUAGCCUGUGUGUCGAGAAGUUGCUCGACAAGUCGCUAGCAAAAUCAACCGUCGCUUGUUGAUAUCCAUGCUGCUCUUAUGUCCGUGAUACUCGGGUUCGCCCCGCGCUCCUUGCCAGCACGGCUGGCUACUGUCGGAUGUCGUCAUUCCCAGGCGAAGUUGGGCGCUCUGGUACGACAGACUCCCAGAGGAAGAACAGUGACAACACAGGGAUGCACUAGUAUUAAAGAUAUUCCCUUGGCGUAUACCUGGCUUACAAGGACCCCGGAUGAAAUUACUCCAGAUGACGUCCUUUCGAACUUGUCACCCAUUCCAGAGUCCUUGACCCCGUCAAACUACGUACCUAUCAUCUUAGUCACCUCGCCCUUCGCCCAUUGGAUCGAUACGUCUUCUCACGGGUUUCUCGAACAAUGGAUCAACCGUUUCUAUCCCUCCGCGAACCUCGAUCCCGCGAAGCCUGUCCAUGCCAUUGUCGCCGUGGUUGAUAAGCUACCCGAUCAUCGUGUGCAAUCUGGAGAAGCAGUCGACGGGAUAUGUACAUCUGAGUCCGAAGGAAUAUCGCUUCUGCUGGUGAAGGCGGACAAUAUACAGGGGAAGGUCGCUGCACCUCGUCGAGUUCGGAGUAUGGAAGCUACAGAAUCUAGUCUGGUCUUUGCACUCCAGAAUGGCACGUCCGCACAGUCAUCGCAGAGACCUACCCAUGAGAUUGGAUUACGACUUGCUAAUACGAUAUUCGUCAAUGGCAACGAUAACACUCUUCUUGGAACACGCUGGGUCUACACAUCUUCUCAUAAGUACGCUUUGGAGCAGUCAGUUAACCUCUCGAACUGUAAAGUCACCUCGGCGGUAACUUCAGUCCGAGAUUCAUGCAACCUCCCGUUGUAUCCUGUUGGUCAAAGGAGAAGGGUCAUAUCAAGCAUGGGAAAUAUUCUUCGUCAGUUGGCGAAGCAUACGGAUAGCCAAUCGGCCGAACCGAUGCCGGCUUCAUCUGAACUAGAAAAGGAGCUGCCACGCUAUAUCGAGGAACAUAGUAUUGCAGAUCGGAGGGUUUCCGUUUGGGCCCUGAUCGAGAACUAUGAGAAAGGCUUUCAGGUGGGAACCGAUAUCAAUUCUCAAGAGAGUCUCAUCAAAGCGAUUCGGACAGGAGCCAAACUCCAUCGAGUCAUGAGUGGUGGAGGUGGAUGGGGCAAAAAACAGGGCCUCCUUUCGCUGGACCCUGAAACGACUUUUGUUGAAACAGAAGAAGAUAGACUCUUAAACCUGGGAGGUCUCUUUGCUCCUCACGAGGCGGAUACAGUCUCGGAUAUACCACCACCGCCACCUGCAUUUUUUGAUAUGCCACAGCUUGAGGAUAGUCUAUCGACCCUAUCUCAAGCUGCAGGGCCGGGAGACUACGUCCAGUUCUUUGUCUCCGUAGAAGCCGAUCAUGCCCCGAGCCCUCGGCCUGAGGAGGGGGGCAUCUCAUUCAAUUUCGGCAUUGUUUCUGAUGCCGAGACUGUUGUCCAGGCUACCGAUCGCACGAAGAAGGACUUGGUUGUCGCUUCUCACUAUUUCGGGGCGCUAUCGGAAAAAGCGAUUACCUACUUGCAACCCGUAACUGGAGCGGGGACCUUCGGUGAGCAAGAAUCCAGCGCCAAGUUUGAUAUCCCUGGAAGUCGAGUGGAAGUGAUGCUGCAAUAAGGUCGCUAUAUUGUAGAAGAUAAUGUAUCAAUAUCAAGC
Aspergillus ibericus CBS 121593 is the source of this 1760-nucleotide messenger RNA. RefSeq lists its product as uncharacterized. The coding region runs from base 120 to 1721 and encodes 533 amino acids. The transcript has 2 exons. Lineage: Eukaryota; Fungi; Ascomycota; Eurotiomycetes; Eurotiales; Aspergillaceae. The record is from RefSeq and is a predicted model, not a curated record.